Molecule: messenger RNA, 4534 nt
Organism: Dreissena polymorpha
Lineage: Eukaryota; Metazoa; Mollusca; Bivalvia; Myida; Dreissenidae
Product: kinesin-like protein KIF28P
Exons: 24
Coding region: 655-3615 (986 amino acids)
Biological process (GO): microtubule-based movement; cytoskeleton-dependent intracellular transport
Cellular component (GO): microtubule; kinesin complex
Molecular function (GO): ATP binding; microtubule motor activity; ATP hydrolysis activity
Source: RefSeq, a predicted model, not a curated record
CGAGGAAUGCCAAAUAAAUUCCAUAGAAUUAUUGCAAUAAACAAAAUAACUGAGAUAUUCUUAAAACUGUAAUACCAAACAAGUAUAACAUGUAUGUGAUGUCGUUUACAGUUAUCCGGUGCGAUCGUGACAGGUGAAUUAUCAACACCAACCGUGUAGUUGAUAAUGCGUGAAAUUCUUCGUAGCGUGGUAGAUUAUCAAUCAAUACCACAGGGAUGUUUAUUGAUUGGUUAUUGUAAAGGGGUAUAGCCGGGCCAUCUACGGUUUGCAUUGCAGUUCAAGUCUACCGUGUUCGCGUAUAAGGCCAACUAAGAGUUUAUAUCAGUGAAAACAAUUUUCUAUCAGCGAAAUCUUGUGUGGUUGUUAUUUAAUGUGGAAUUAACUGUGUAGGAAUCCUUAUUCAAGUUAACCCGUUCAUUGGAUUGCUAUGAGCCGUUGACAAAAUCGAUGCGUUAUAUAUACGAAAGUUAAUAUUACACACAAAAACAACAAACACACAAAAUAUAUAGAACAGAUAAAUUGAUGAAGAAUUGUGUCAAAUAGCUUAUAUCUUAGCGUACUGUAAGUUUAUACCUCUUCGAAAUGUGGCGUGUUGUUGUAAACAUGGAUUACUGAUACUCGACCUAUAAGCGUGAAUCUUGAAAAAUAGCAUUAAUGCCAUCAACGUCAGACAGCGUAAAAGUAGCGGUUCGCGUGCGGCCAUUCAACCAGCGAGAGAAGAAUGCCGGCUCGCAGUGCAUCAUCUCUAUGCAGGACAAGACGACUAACAUCAAGAACCCCGAGACCGGUGACAUCAAGUCGUUCUCAUACGACCACUCCUACUGGUCACAUGACGGCUUCAAGGAGACACCUAGUGGCGUGAGUGAACCGGACGGAAGUAACUAUGCGGAUCAGAAACGCCUGUUCUCUGACCUCGGUCAAGGCGUCCUUGACAACGCCUGGCAAGGCUACAACGCCGCGCUGUUCGCGUACGGACAGACCGGCUCGGGCAAGAGCUACUCCAUGAUCGGUUACGGCGCCAACAAGGGCAUCGUACCCAUCACCUGCGAGGAACUAUUCAAGGCCAUCGAUACGUCGUCUGAUAACAAGAAACAGCUAAGGGUGUUCUUCAGUAUGCUGGAGAUCUACAACGAGCAGGUUCGGGAUCUGAUCGUGAAGGAGAAGCCCCCACACGGCGGCCUCAAGAUCCGCCAGAACCCGAAGUCGGGCUUUUACGUGGAGGGACUCAAGCAAGUUCCGGUGCGCAGUUACAAGGAGAUCGAGAAGCUGAUGGAGAGCGGAACCAUCAACCGGACGACGGCCGCCACUAAUAUGAACGCCACCAGCAGUCGCUCGCACAUGGUCAUCACGAUACGCUUCGAGCAGGUGUUGGUGAACGAUGCGGGCCAGAGCAACACCCGCAGCAGCGACAUUAACCUUGUGGAUCUUGCGGGGUCCGAGAGGGCUGACUCCACAGGGGCCACGGGGGACAGGCUGAAGGAGGGAUCCGCAAUCAACCAGAGUCUCUCCACAUUGGGAAAUGUGAUCAGCGCCCUGGCGGACCAAGCCAUGGGCAAGACAAAGGUGCUGGUUCCCUAUAGGGACUCGGUGCUCACCAAGCUGCUGCAGUCGGCGUUGGGGGGCAACAGCAGGACCAUCAUGAUUGCUGCCCUAAGUCCGGCGGACAUAAACUACGACGAGACGUUAUCCACGCUUCGCUAUGCCGACAGAGCAAAGAAAAUCCAAAACAAAGCCACUGUGAACGAGAGCCCCACUGACCGGCUGAUCCGGGAACUUAAAGAAGAAAACGCCCGCUUGAUGGCGCUGCUCAAGAAGCAGGGAUCAGGGGACACAUCAGGGGAUGCAUUGUCUGACAACGAUAUCCAGCGGAUGUUGGAGGACAACCAGCGCAAGAUGACGGACAUGUCAAUGUCAUGGGAGCAGCGGCUCGAGCAGGCCAAACGCGAAUGGGAGCGCUCCAUUCAGCAGUCGGAGGCGCGAGAGGAAGACGCGGCCUUUAACCAUUUCCCGUACAUCAGCAACGUGAACGAGGACCCGCAACUCUCCGGCGUCAUCAAACACGUGUUCACCACCGGGUGUACGACCAUAGGGCGAGCUGGGCCGGGGGAAGGUGCAAUACAGCUGAGGGGUCUCGGUAUUCAACCCAAACACUGCGAGAUACGGACGGACGGUAAGAAGACCUUUAUCACGCCUUCCUCGAAAACAGCCGCCGUUUUCGUCAAUGGACUCAAGAUACACGAAAAGACGACACUGGCCCAUCAGGACCGCUUGAAAAUAGGGUCAGGAAGUUUGUUCCUGUAUAUCGGACACCCUUGUGAGCGGAAGGACACUGACGUCAGCAGUUUCGAUUUCGAUUUCUUCAUGACGGAACUUGCCGAGCACGAUGGUGUGUCCGUUGACAUAGCAACGCCGCGCGGGACUGAUCACGGAGUGGCCCAUGAUAUGGCCAACAGGAUGUUAUUUCAAGAAUUUGUAAAUUUGAUGCCGAAAAUUGCCGAAGCGAACGCCAUAAGCGACGAACUUAAGAGGUUCACAAAGUUCGAGCCCAUAGUGAGGAGCGAGUCUUGCCACGACCCAAAGGGGACGGCUCCAGGCAAGGAGGUCAUUGUGCGGGUCCUUAACACGAAAACCAAAAAGGUGUGGAUAUGGUCUACUAACAAGUUUUACAACCGGAAGGACUUGAUGGACGAGCUGUACCUGAAGACCCUCGACGGAGAACACGUGGUGCUCACACGGGACAAGGACCCCUUCUGGGACCCCGUUGAAGAUAUUUUCCUCGGCAGCUGCCACAUCAUGCUACAGAGCGUCAGCUACUGCGCGGAGAUAGACGAGCACUUCACCGUGCACAACUACCAUGGCAAGGAGGAGGCGGUGGUGCACGUGAUGCUGUUACCAUGUAACGAGAAGGGCGUGGUCAUCGAGGAUGACGUCAUCUUGGAGCCACGUGACCUGGUGGGCAAGUCGAUCAACGUCCUGUGCAAGAUCCCUCAGUGUAUGAGCGUACGCUGGAUCAGCGACGAUAACUCGCGUGGCGUCGAGUGCAGGUUCACGAUGCCGUACCACAAGCCCGCCAAGACCCGUGACGUCUGGCACAAGAGUUAUGUUGAGUUUGAGUUCAAGCAGCAGUACAGCUUUCGGCCCGUCACGCAGCAGAUACUAGAUUACCUGCAGACCAACUCUCUCGUGCUCGAACUCUGGGGAAAACAAGUGAGCGAAGAUCAGCAACUACAUCAGCAACUACAUCAGCCGAAUGGCAUUCUCAAUGGUGACUCUCACAUGGACGCGACUUCAGACGUGAUAGGACAGCUGAAGCAUCGAGAAAGCGAGCUGGAAACGCUGCGCACAGACUACGAGCAGGUGCGCAAGGACAACUUCCGGUUAAAGCAGUCGCUCAUGAAAUGCGAGGAAAAAGUGAAACUGCUUGAAACUAGAAGUACGUCGGCUCUCCAACGUAAGAACAGCCGGGAGCGGGCUCCUUCUGUGAAGGUCAGCCCGACCCACGGGCCACCACCAGCGGGUGCGGAGAGUGAAGGGCCCCACGGGGGUCUGGAUCUGGAGUUCGCCAAAGCCCUCAGAGACUUCUUCCGGGACGUAGAGACGUGCAGAACAAAAUGAAGGACAUGAGAGACUUUGUUUCAACCUCCAAGCAGUCGGUCGGUGUGAACGGUUUACGGAAGUCGUUUGAAGAUCACGAGCAGACGCUUGUGCAAGCAGACGAUCACCUCAACGACUGUUUGACGUCACUGAAGAAAAGUGCGGCAAACGCGUUACGCAAGUCAAGACCUAGCACAGACAAGUGAUAGACAACUAGUUUUAAAGUCAAAACAGUGAAAAUGUCGAAAAAUUUACAAAUCUGAGACGUUAUUUACUCGAUGAGAGGUCGGAGAGCAGCUAAAAGUUAUGUCUGCGAUUAAUUAAAAUGGGAAAUAUGGAUGCUUCUAACACGGGAUAUAGUGUAAAUAUGGUUUCUCACAAUUUAAAAGUUGCAAUCGCUCAUUUUGUUAAUACACAAUCUGAAAAUGAUGUGCUUAUGUGGUAUAUUUGUUUGUGAACAUAUUCAAGUUAAUAUCGUUUUAUGCCUUUCAUGUUACUUUUUAUUAUUUUGUCAGAAUUUAUAUCUUUAAUUUCUACAUUUGUAUCUCCAUGACCAUCAGAGUUUGAUAUUGAAUGUUGCCCUACCACACAGGUUAUCAAUUGCAAGUCAUAAUGUUUGUUGUUUCCAUUGAAAUACCCACAUGAAAGGGAAGGUCGGGCUUUUGGCGUUAUUUUUUAAUUAAGUCAUUUUCCACUGACGUAACGACGUUCAAUGAAAGAAUUCUUUAAAAUGUCUACGAUCGAUAAAACAAUUAAUCGGAAACCCAAACUGGAAAAUCCCGCCCAAAAUCUAGUGUCGGCACCAAAAUUGAGAUCGUCCGUGUGAGUAGAAUUGAACAACUGUUGUUUUUUUUACCGGCUUAUGCAAUCGCUUCUUAAUUUGAAAAUAUUUAAAAGCCAUUGUCCAGCAGAAUUUUAAUAAAAAUGUGUGUAUUUUCCA